AUUAGUACCGUUGCGUCCAAGCCCCUGUGUGGCGCAUUUUGGAGCUAUGUAAAUGUUUCUUACACCCAGGAGAGCAUACAGAAGGAUAUUCGCGUGGUGUACAAAACAAUUUUAAGGCGAUGGGCAACUCCUACGCGGGGCAGCUCCACAGCACGCGUUUCGAGGAGGUUCUGCACAGCUCCAUCGAGGCCUCUCUGCGCUCCAACACCGUCGUGCCGCGACCCGUAUUCUCACAGCUGUACCUGGAGGCAGAACACCAGCCCUCCACACAGAACGGUCGAGCGGAGAAUGAGGAGGAUGAGGAGGAGGACGGCUCCGAGUCCAACAGCCCCCCCCUCCCCUACCAGAUGAAGCCCCCGCCCGAGGGAAGCUGCACGACAGAUGGCUUCUGCCAGGCGGGCAAGGACCUGCGUCUGGGCUCAAUGGCAACGGAUUGUCUGGAGGUUCCGCCGGGCUUCCAGCUGGUGGGGGCCAAGUCUCCCGGCGCUCCAGAACACAUCCUGGUGUGCGCCGUCGACCGACGCUUCCUGCCCGACGAGCGCGGACGCAACGCACUUUUAGGCUUCGCGGGGAACUGCAUGGGCUGUGGCGAGAAGGGGUUCCGCUACUUCACCGAGUUCUCCAACCACAUCAACCUGAAGCUGACCACGCAGCCCAAGAAGCAGAAGCACUUGAAGUACCACCUGCACCGCAACGCACAGGGACACCUGCUCAGGGGACCCUUAAUACGCUGGAGAGGCGCAGAAGCGCGAGUGAGGCAUACAGCUGCCGUGGUACCCGUGGCCCCCAAUGGAGGAGACGAUCACGCUAAUGCCCCCCCACCCACAGCCACACACACACAUGGUGGCACGCACACACACUCGGGCACGCACACGGGCACACACACACACAUGGGCGCAGGUGGCCCAGCCCUCAACACAGCCAACUGCACAGAUCCAGUGCCCCCCCUGCAGGCUGCAGAGAACCCUCACGGCCUCACCAAUGGCAACCACCACUGCCCACCCUCCCAGCAGACACUGCAGCAGUCUGGACCCGCCACCUACGGCAGGCCUUCUGUUAUAGGCACCAUCACCAACGCAGGCCCCCCGAAGAAGAGGCACAAGGGCUGGUCACCCGAGUCAUCGGCCGCCGGGGACGCCGGAGCCAAAACCACAUCCACCGCAGCCCCUGGAACCAGAGCAGACAAUGGAGGCCCAGGCAGCGUGUCGCAGGGGUCCUCGCCGCCACUGGCUGCGGGGGAGUCCGUCACAGUGCCCGACUUCCUGAUUCAGACCUGCAAGCUCCAGCCAGUCAUAUUCAGAGGCCACGGGAAGCUGCCUGCGUUGUGCGGUAACAGUGGCGAGGUCCUGGUGAGCCCCCUGCUGCAGGCGUGCUACCGCAACAGCCAGGCCCUGCCACGCCUCUACGAGCAGUACGGAGCCACGCCCAUACAGCCCCUCUCCACCGAGAUGCAGAUACUGCUCACCGUCUACUACCUGGUGCAGCUAGGCCCCCACCAGAUGCCCCUGAUCGAGGACCUGGAGCAGAUCUUCAUGCGCUCGUGGCGAGAGUCCCACCUGACGGAGAUCCGCCAGUACCCCCAGACCCACCCCCACACCCACACCCUCCCCCCGCUGCCCGCCGGCCUGGACCAGCCCCUCACCCCCACCCAGCUGCCCUGGCUUGCCCGAUUGGCCGCCAGCUCCAGCGGCGAGGGCGUCGUGGUGCUUGACGGAGCCUCGUCAUUGGCCGAGGGCCUGGAGGAGGUUUUUCAUAGGCUGAUGGAGGGCCGUCUGGCUCAGAGCAGCUACGUGGUGAUCAUAUGCAUGGGCAAGAGCCAGACGCUGCAGUCCUGUGUGGUGGUCACAGGCAAGCAGCAGUGCAGAGCCCUCGCGGAGAGCAUGGUGACCCCCAUUGAGAACGUGAAGCAGAUCAGCUAUGAGAUCUACUCCGGCAUGACCGCGGAGCUCAGGGCCUUCUUCAACUCCCUGGGGCCCGAUGAGGACCUGGAUGGUCUGUUGGAGAAGGCAAGUGUAGAGAGUCGCAGCAGUGCCACCUCUCUGGCCAGCACACAGGACUCACCAGAGGACAGCCCCAAACCGGCCUGCACAGAGUACCGCGUGGAGUGGCAUGAGAUCCGUGCCAUCCAGUUGGCGGUGGCGCGUAAGCUGCUGUCCCACGUGUGUGCCAUCGCCGACUCCAGCACCCAGAACCUCGACCUUGGCUCCUUCGACAAGGUCGAGUUCCUCAUCUGCGUGCCGCCCUCUGAGGUGGCCUUCCAACAGGUCAUCCUGCACCUCUGCAACUCAGGUGUGCUGCACGAGCUGGGUCUGGAGCAGGAGGGCUUGUCUCUGCAGCAGCUGGAGCAGUUUGUGGUGAAGCUGGACCAGGAGGCGGUGGGUCGCAUAGAGGCGCUCACCCAGAAGGCCAAGAUGAACCCUUACACACUCUUCAUCCUGGUGCACGACCACGCACACUGGGACCUGAGCAGUUCCCACUACAGCAGCGCGGGCUCGCGUGAGGGCUUGGUGGACAGUCUGCUGAACUGCCGGCAGGUGCACGAGGCGCCCAACAUCCUGACCCUCCACGUCACCUCCUUCCCCUUCGCCCUGCAGACACAGUACACACGCAUCAGCCCCUACAACGAGAUACACUGGCCCUCCUCAUUCAGCAACGAUGUGGAUCUGUACCAUGAGAAGACCAAGUACUUUGGCAUCUCGGAGCUGCUGGAGUCCACGCGGUCGGGGGCCGGACUGCCCCUCCUGCGCUUCGACAGCUCCUUCGAAAACAUGGCCGCCGUCGUAGAGGAGAGGUUCCCCAAGCUGCACAGUGCCGUGAUCCGCACCCAACUCCUGGUCCAGCACUACUCCGUGGCUCUCAUGGUAGCGGCAGGUCAGUCACACCUGCAGAAGCACACCUCCGUGGAGACGCUCGAGAUCGUCCAGUGCCUGCUCUCCGCCGCCCAGCGUUGCCCCAGCAACCACGGUCACAUGGUGCUGCUGCGCGUGGCCUCGCCAGCGCUGGCUCUGGUCGCCCAGCAGCGGCUAGCGCAUGUGCGCGACAAGCUGGGCUUCCAGAACCGCUUCGAGGUCGUCCUGGGCAACCCCAGCUCCGCCCUGUCGCUCGGCAAACACUUCCUGGAACAACUCAAGGUGUGGAUGAAGGUGCAAGAUCCUGAUUGGAAGCCACGUACCUAUCUGGAACUGGAGGCCCUUCCCUGCAUCCUCAUCCUCGCUGGGGCCGACCCGCUCGGGGAGUCCCUACCACGCUCUCUGAAGUACUGUGACCUGCGCGUGAUCAGCUCUGCGUACCUGCAGCGUACGCCCCUGGAGCAGGAGCUGGGGCUGGCGGCGUACCUGGUGAAGGUGGGCCCCCGCGAGGGCCCCGGCCGCCCCAACACCGCCAGCGACCUCUCCGAGAGCGACCCGGACAAGCUCAGCAGUACUGACAACGAGGAGGAGGAACUGGCCGCCCAGGCCCCCUCACAGCCUCUCCCAGACGCCAGAGACCCAGUCCGAGUCUCCCGCCCAGGCCCAGAGGCCGACCCCUCCACCACCACCCAGCGUCGGCCCUCCAAGUCCACCUCGUCCGGCUCCGGGGGGUCGUCGGCUUCCACGCGCGCCUCCACCCCCCGCCAGCGCUGCUCCUGGGCCCGCAAUCUCAACCGCCCGCCCGUGGUGCUGCUGCCCAGGGCUGUGUAUCAGGUCCUAACGGCUCCGGACGCCAGUGGCCUGCCCAAGAGCACAGCUCUGCUGCCUCACCCGUCUGUGGAGUGGGCCAGCUCCUUCAGGCCCCUGCUGAGCAAGAUCAUGACAUGCACGGAGCAGUCUCUCUACUACCGCCAGUGGACGGUGCCCAAGCCCGCGCACAUGGACAGCAGUAACCGGGCGCCCGAGGGACGCUCCGACAACUUCCACCCCCGCAGGCUGCUGCUCAGCGGGCCGCCACAGGUGGGGAAGACGGGAGCGUACCUGCAGUUCUUGGGCAUCCUCUCUCGCAUGCUGAUCAGACUGAUGGAGGUGGACAUCUACGACGAGGAGGACAUCAACUGCAGUGAUAAGCUGCCUGUGUUGCCGCAGCAGCAGGUUGGUGUGUCAUGGCCCAGUACGGAGGUCAUGAGGUCCAUCCCCUUUGACUACACCAUCCACGACCCCAAGUACGAGGGCAUCAGCCCCAUAUACUCCCCCGACUACACUCCUUCUGAGGAAGGUAACCCGCGGCGACAGGAGGAUGUGUACCUGCGGCGUCGCACCUCUCGCAUCAAGCUGUCCAAGUACGCCGCCUACAACACCUACCACCACUGCGAGCAGUGCCAUCAGUACAUGGGCUUCAACCCCCGCUAUCAGUUGUAUGAGUCCACGCUCCACACCUUCACCUUCUCCCACCUGCUGCUGGGGGAGGAGAUCCAGCUCUACUUCAUCAUCCCCAAGUCCAAAGAACACCACUUCGCCUUCAGCCAAUCAGGAGGCCAGCUGGAGAGCCUCAGGCUGCCCCUCGUCUCUGAUUGGAACCCGGACUGCAUCAAGAGCCCGAUCUUCACGCCCACCACGGGCCGUCACGAGCACGGCCUGUUCAACCUGUACCACGCCAUGGACGGGGCCUCGCACCUUCACAUCCUGGUGGUCAAGGAGUACGAGAUGGCCGUCUACAAGAAGUACUGGCCCAACCACAUCAUGCUCGUGCUGCCCACCACCUUCAACGGAGCCGGCAUCGGCGCGGCCCACUUCCUGAUUAAGGAGCUGUCCUACCACAACCUGGAGCUGGAGCGGAGCAGGCGCGUGGAACACGGCAGCCGGCCGCACGACGUCUGGCCCUUCAUCAUCCUGGCGGACGACUCCUGCGUCAUGUGGAACGCCCUGGACGUCGAUCCCAAGAGUGGCAGUAUGGGUACAGAGAGGAACGUGUCCCUGAAGCAGGUGCUGCAGCACAUGGAGUCAUGCGCGGACAUCACCCAGUACGGCCUGUGCGGACUCAGGAAGUGGUCCAGUCGCCACGGCAACCAGACGGGGGGCGCGGGAGGCGCGGGGGCCGGGGGGCGGCACGGUAAUCACGGUAACCGGCGCCACGAGCCCUUCUCGCGCGGACACUUGCACGACUUCCUGCUCCUCAACGUGGACCUGACGCAGAACGUGCAGUACAACCAGAACCGCUUCACGUGUGAUGACGUGGACUUUAACCUGAGGGCGCACAGUGCCGGCCUGCUGGUCUGUCGCUUCAACAACUUCAGCGUGAUGAAGAAGCAGAUCACCAUCGGAGGAUACCGCACCUUCAUCGUCAAGACCAAGAUGACGGACGUGCCCACCACGGUGCAGCCCUCGCAGUACAUCUGCGCCCCGGACAGCAAGCACCCCUUCCUGUCCACGCCCGCCCAGCUGCUGCUGGAGAAGUACCUGCAGCACACCAGCCAGCGCCUCUUCCCCCUCAGCGCCCGCACAUACAGACACCCCGUGCUGUCAGUAGACUGCUACCUCAACCUCGGCCCUGAGGUGACAGUGUGUUUUGUCAGCUCCCGUCCCCACUCCAUCAACCUGAGCACCAAUGGGCUGCUGUUCGGAGGACUGCUGCUCUACUUCUGUGACACCUUCGUCACGCCCGGCUUCCUCAAGAAGUUCCACUUCCUCAAAGGUGCCACCCUGUGUGUGAUCUGCCCUAACCGCUCCGCCCUGCGCCAGACGGUCGUGCGUCUGGAACUGGAGGACGAGUGGAGGUUCCGUCUGAGCGACGAGUUCCAGACAGCCAAUGCCAAAGAGGACCAGCCCCUUUUCUUCCUCACGGGGAAACACAUCUAA
Engraulis encrasicolus (European anchovy) is the source of this 5768-nucleotide messenger RNA. RefSeq names its product growth regulating estrogen receptor binding 1 (gene greb1). Bases 120 to 5768 code for a protein of 1882 amino acids. The record is from RefSeq and is a predicted model, not a curated record. Gene Ontology annotation, biological process: multicellular organism development. The transcript has 33 exons. Lineage: Eukaryota; Metazoa; Chordata; Actinopteri; Clupeiformes; Engraulidae.